This is a messenger RNA of Diaporthe citri, 1499 nucleotides long. RefSeq lists its product as uncharacterized. The annotation marks the transcript as partial. The record is from RefSeq and is a predicted model, not a curated record. Gene Ontology annotation, biological process: transmembrane transport. The transcript is spliced from 4 exons. NCBI's taxonomy places the organism in Eukaryota, Fungi, Ascomycota, Sordariomycetes, Diaporthales, Diaporthaceae. Gene Ontology annotation, molecular function: transmembrane transporter activity.
AUGGCGUCUGCGAACCAGUCUCCAGAAGGCGCCAGCAACAAAGUUGGCUCAGGGCCACCAUCGCCAAUAUCAGGACCACAGGCUGCUGAAAAUCCUUACAGCAUUUUUGAUAGGCGUCAGAAAGCCUUGAUAGUUGUCAUAGUGUCUUUGGCAGCAACCUUUUCUGGCUUCGCCUCGAACAUCUACUUCCCAGCACUGCCUACUAUUGCCCAGGAUCUCAACGUCUCCAUAGAGCUUGUCAACCUCACGGUCACAUCGUACCUCCUCUUCCAGGGCUUAGCCCCGAGCCUUUGGGGACCUGUGUCCGACGUCAGGGGUCGCCGAACGGCAUAUUGCUGCACGUUUGUCGUCUUCAUUGGAGCAUGUAUCGGCCUGGCCGAGGCGAGGAAUUAUGCGACACUCCUAGUCCUGAGAUGUCUGCAGAGCACUGGUAGCGCAAGCACCAUCGCGAUAGGCUCUGGCGUGAUAGGCGACAUCACAACGCGAGCUGAACGGGGAGGCUUCAUGGGCAUCUUCCAAGCCGGUCUGCUCGUGCCUGUUGCUGUUGGUCCGGUCAUUGGAGGUGCCCUGGCAGGAUCACUUGGGUGGAGGUCGAUCUUCCUAUUCCUAACCAUCUACGGUGCCGUGUUUCUGGCUGCGCUGAUUGUGCUCCUGCCUGAGACCUUGAGAUCGGUAGUUGGCAAUGGAGGUGGCAUGCCAGAAGGGUUUAUGGCGAAGUCUCCGUUGCGGUCCUACCAAAAUCUCACCAAGGUACCAUGGAAUCUAGGCGCAGUGAGCCCUCCACCACCCAAAAAGCAGGUCGACGUGACCGGCCCAUUCCGGAUCCUCUUCAGCAAGCUCGCGGCCCCAAUCAUCGUCUUUCUGGCUAUUUACUACGCCGUCUGGCAGAUGAGCAUCACCGCACUGUCAACCCUCUUCACAGAACGCUAUGGUCUGAACGAGACCCAAGUAGGAUUGACUUUCACUGCCAAUGGUGUCGGCUCAAUGGUGGGCACCCUCAUCACAGGGUGGAUUCUUGAUAUGGACUACCGGCGCGUCAAGUCGAGCCACGAGGCCAAGACAACCAAACAGAGGCGGAGCUGGGCGCAGACCAAGCGCAGUCUAAGGCAAUCGCUAGAGAGGAUGCAAUGCAUAUCCAUCAUUGCCUUUGGGUGGUCCGUCCACUACGCACCGCGAGUCCACAUCGCCGUUCCCAUCAUCACGACAUUCGUUACUGGAUGGACGGCCGUCUCCACGCAGUCCAUCAUCAUGACUUAUCUCGUCGAUGUUUACUCUGACCGCAGCGCCGCAGCCAGCGCAAGCCUCAAUCUCGCCCGAUGUCUAUUCGCCGCUGGUGGCACGAGUUUUAUCAUGCCAAUGGUCAACAGUGUUGGGGCUGGACUGGCAUUCACAAUCUGCGCCAUUGUGCAGGGAGUCGCGCUCUGUGGUCUGCAAGUCAUGGGUCAUACUGAUGAGAUUGGCACCGAAACCAUCGUCAUGGUCACCUUGAGCAGCGCACU